CAUCAACAUCACCAUCAUCAGAAUCAUCUUCAUCACUGCCGUCGUCGUGGUCUUCCUUAUCAUCAUCAUCCUCCCCAUCCCUGCGCUCCAAGUGCUGAAGAAGAGGGGAGUCGCGCAGCCAAAGUAGGAGGACUAGGCCUGGUCAUAAAAGGCACUGCAAGACUGAGCUUUCACACAAGUCGUGCGUCUGUGGUGGUUGCAGGGAGUCUGUCAGACCAUGGCUCUGCAAGGGGCGCUCUUAGGGGUUAUAAUACUCCUCUCAGGUCAGUUUUGUUCCAUGUCAAGAGCAGAAACAAAUGUGUGUAAAACGUACGGCAGUGGGGUUAUUCAGUCAUUCAGUAAGACCUUGUUCUAUUUGAAAUCCACGUGUCCUGUCACACUGACUCGCUUCACUCUUCUGGGGGUAAACUGUGAUGUCACUGUCCAGCGUGGGUCAACCGGCCUCAUGACCAGAGUAGAGAUUUUGGUGAAUAAAGUUACGACCGUACUUCAGGAUGGCAAAGUCACUGUGGAAGGAAACAGUAUCUCUCUUCCCUUUGAACACACAUAUCAACAUGUGUAUCAGUAUGGUGUCUACAUCAAGCUUAGAAGCAAAGUUCUCCCUUUUUCUGUCACCUGGCGAAACCAUUCGGAGGGCGUCAGUUCGCUUUGGAUGCAGCUUGAUAGUCCCUUAGUGGAUGGGAUGACUGGGAUGUGUGGGCUGAAAAACAGCGCAACUUUAGGGCAGUUUACAUCUACCAAUGUUAUCUCUGAUGGAAAAUGUAUAACUGAAGAUUCUCUCAAGCCUCCUCAACCAUCAGCGGUUUGUGAAGUACUUUCUUAUGCCAUUGGGUGUCCUACUUCGGCAGUCACAUAUCUGGGACUCUGCUCACUUAGCAUGUUUAAAAACAUCAAUGUGGAUGCGAAAUGUGCGUUUUUUGAAGAGGUCGCUCGAUGGUGUGGAAAUCAGUCUCGACUGUGGCCAGUAUGGAGACAAAAAACCUCAUGUAAGCCACCUACCUGUCCUGGAGAUCUGAAAUAUCAGGAAUUGGGUCCCCCCUUUGCCCCCACCUGCACCAGCCCCCAGCCACCUUCAGAUAUCUUAAUCAGCACUUGCUUGCCCCCACCAGGCACGGUCCUGAAUGAUAGGGCUGAAGGCUACCACUGUGUUACCGUGAAGGACUGCCCAUGUGUAUAUGGAGGGAAGACAUAUCCACCAGGGGCACAGCGCAACUCCAAGUGUCAGUCAUGUGUAUGCGUCCAAGGCAAAUGGACCUGCUCUGCUAAUGUCUGUCCUCCUACAUGUAACAUUGAAGGACAGUUUGUCACUACCUUUGAUGGGAAACAAUAUUCUGUGCCAGGGAAAUGUACCUAUGUGGCUGCAAGGCAGGGAUUCAAAUGGAAAGUGGCUGUCAAGUUUUCUGACACAGAUGCAUCUAUAGCAGAAAUGUACCUUGAAGUGUAUCAGGAGAAAUACACCUUUUCUUCGCAUAGUGUGAAACUUGGACAAGACGAAAUCACUGAUCUGUCUCAGACUGAUUACACUACAGUUUUUUGGCAGUCUUCAAUGUUUGUUCAGGUCCAAACAUCGUUUGGCAUGAAAAUGAAAGUGCAGGUUUUUCCAGAAAUCCAACUCUAUUUGUAUUUACCACCAACUGAAAAGACUACAGGUCUUUGUGGAACCUAUAACAAUGAUACAGAAGAUGACUUCACCACUAGCAGUGGAAUUGUAGAAAAUGCAGUUCUGCCUUUUUCCCAGUCCUGGACAAUGGGAGGAUGUAGUCCACCUGAUUCUUCCAUAUGCAUCAAUACUGAGAAAGAGAUAUUUGCUGAAGAGAAGUGCAGCCUUUUGAGAAACACAAGCAGUAUGUUUGCCCGCUGCCAUGAUUAUGUACCUGUUAGCAUGUUUUUUGAUGCCUGUGUUCACAGAACCUGCCAGUGCACCUCUGGACUAAAGGACUGUCUGUGUGUUGCCCUCAGCAAUUACGUUAAAGCCUGCGCCAGUCAGGGAAUUAACAUCGGUGACUGGAGAGCAGAAACUGGCUGCAAUAUCGUCUGCAACGGCAACCUGAGGUUCAGUUACAACAUGCAGGCUUGUAACCAGACGUGUCGCUCUUUAACGGGCCGUGAUCCCACUUGUGAAGUUCAGGUUGACCCUGUGGAGGGCUGCGGCUGCAUGCCAGGAACACACCUCAACACCCCGCAGGAGUGCAGCCCUAGCACCCUCUGUAUGUGCCACUACCAGGGAGGAUCCACACGUCCGGGACCUGUGACUAUUGACGGGCGAGAAUGCAUGUGUGAAAAUGGAAAUCUCAGCUGUUCUCCUAUUUGCGACUGUCCAGGGGGAAAAUUAUGUGUGCACUGUGCACAAGCAAAAGUAAACACAGCGCAAAAGACAUGUGAAAGCCUGAGCAAGCCAUUUAGUGUUGAUGAGAACUGCACCAGUGGCUGCUACUGUCCUGCAGGCCUGUUUGAAGACCAUAAUGGCACUUGUGUGACUCAGGAGAACUGCACAUGUGAAUUCAGUGGUAGUGUUUAUGCAUCUGGGCAGAGCGUGGAGACAAAUUGUAAAAAAUGCAUCUGCAGAGGAGGACAGUGGUACUGUGAAGGGGAGCCAUGCCCAGGGGUGUGUGAGGUGUUUGGCAAUGGACAGUAUAAUACCUUUGACUCAAUGUGGUACCGCUUUGAUGGGAAUUGUCAGUAUACGCUGGUUGAGGAUGCCACUGGGGAUGGCCACAGGCAGUUUGCAGUCAGGGUGGAGAGUGUGCCUUGCUGUGACGAAGCCUUGACCUGUUCUCGUGCAAUUUCAGUGGAUCUCCAGGAUGUGGUGACUCUGAUCCUGCGUGAUAUGAAUGUGACACAAACACUGAAGGCUGGGUGGCAACUCCAGGCGCAGCCCCUAUACUCUAUCCAUACUGUGGGCCUCCACAUCAUCAUCUCAGUGCCAGAUCUGGGGCUCACUGUGAUCUGGGACAAAAACACCAGAGUCAAAAUCAAGUUGCAGGCCAGAUGGAAGGGUAAAGUGCGGGGUCUGUGUGGCAACUUUGAUGGAAAAGUGAUGAACGACUUGCUGACCAGUAGCUCCUCUGUGGUGUUCAGCACAUUGGAGUUUGGGAACAGCUGGAAGACGGCUGUCCCACCCUGUUCAGAUGUGACCCAGGAAGUAUUUCCCUGUGAACGUCAUUCGUACUGUGAAGCCUGGGCUCAGCGCCGCUGCAUGAUCCUGCAAAGUGACACAUUCAGAGACUGCCACUUAAAGGUUGAUCCAACACAUUACUACCAGGCCUGUAUUCUAGAGUCAUGCUCAUGUGAGUUUGAGGGGAGGUUCCUGGGAUUCUGCACAGCUGUAGCAGCAUACGCUGAAGCCUGCACAGCACAGAAUGUCUGUAUCAAGUGGAGGACACCAGACUUGUGCCCGGUGUAUUGUGACUAUUAUAAUGAAGAGAGCAAGUACGGUUGGCAUUAUGAGCCAUGUGGUCAGAUCGAGACUUGUGGGAAAAAGCACCGCCUUACUGGAAGGCUUGAAGGUUGUUACCCAAAGUGCUCUGCAGAGAUGCCAUAUUUUGAUGAGAACACAAGAAAGUGCUCCACUUUGGACAACUGCACAUGUGUUUUCAACAACACAGUAAUUAGACCUGGUGAUAAAGUGACUACAUACAAGGAAUGCUGUGAAUGCAUCGGUGGACAAAUAAUUUGUGGAGACUGUGAAACACCUACCCCUGCAAAGAAGAUAAUAAUUUACACUACAGGAACUACAACCACAACAACUACAGAAAUAUCAAGCACAACUGGAAAAACUAAACCUGCAACUUCACUAAUUACAGCUACGUCAAGGACAACAGUGAUUAAAAGAACCACAGAAACACCAGGUAUGACUAAACAAACUGAAACAACAAAUAAACAAGAGACAACACUGACCACAACAUCAACAACAGAAAAAAUAGCUACAACUGAACGAAUUGUACCUACAACUGUACAAACUACAACUAUACCAGAGACAACAGUCACCAUAACAACGUCCGUAAUACCUGGUACAACUGGAAGAACUGAAACUACAACUACGCUAGAGACAACAGUGGCCACAACACCAAUGACAGAAACACCAGGUACAACUGAAAAAACUGAACCUAUAACUCCACAAACUACAAGUAUACCAGAGACAACAGUUACCACAACAUCAUCUGAAAUACCAGGUACAACUGAAGGAACUGAAACUACAACUUCACAAACUACAACUAUACCAGAGACACCAGAGACAACAGUUACCACAACAACAUCUGAAAUACCAAGUACAACUGAAGAAACUGAAACUACAACUUCACAAACUACAACUAUACCAGAGACAACAGUCACCACAACAACAUCUGAAAUACCAGGUACAACUGAAGGAACUGAAACUACAACUUCACAAACUACAACUAUACCAGAGACAACAGUCACCACAACAACAUCUGAAAUACCAGGUACAACUGAAGUAACUGAAACUACAACUUCACAAACUACAACUAUACCAGAGACACCAGAGACAACAGUUACCACAACAACAUCUGAAAUACCAGGUACAACUGAAGUAACUGAAACUACAACUUCACAAACUACAACUAUACCAGAGACAACAGUCACCACAACAACAUCUGAAAUACCAGGUACAACUGAAGUAACUGAAACUACAACUUCACAAACUACAACUAUACCAGAGACACCAGAGACAACAGUUACCACAACAACAUCUGAAAUACCAGGUACAACUGAAGUAACUGAAACUACAACUUCACAAACUACAACUAUACCAGAGACAACAGUCACCACAACAACAUCUGAAAUACCAGGUACAACUGAAGGAACUGAAACUACAACUUCACAAACUACAACUGUACCAGAGACACCAGAAACAACAGUUACCACAACAACGUCUGAAAUACCAGGUACAACUGAAGUAACUGAAACUACAACUUCACAAACUACAACUAUACCAGAGACACCAGAGACAACAGUCACCACAACAACAUCUGAAAUACCAGGUACAACUGAAGUAACUGAAACUACAACUUCACAAACUACAACUAUACCAGAGACAACAGUCACCACAACAACAUCUGAAAUACCAGGUACAACUGAAGGAACUGAAACUACAACUUCACAAACUACAACUGUACCAGAGACACCAGAAACAACAGUUACCACAACAACAUCUGAAAUACCAGGUACAACUGAAGGAACUGAAACUACAACUUCACAAACUACAACUGUACCAGAGACACCAGAAACAACAGUUACCACAACAACAUCUGAAAUACCAGGUACAACUGAAGGAACUGAAACUACAACUUCACAAACUACAACUAUACCAGAGACAACAGUCACCACAACAACAUCGGAAAUACCAGGUACAACUGAAGGAACUAAAACUACAACUUCACAAACUACAACUAUACCAGAGACAACAGUCACCACAACAACAUCUGAAAUACCAGGUACAACUGAAGGAACUGAAAUUACAACUUCACAAACUACAACUAUACCAGAGACAACAGUCACCACAACAACAUCUGAAAGACAAAGUACAACUGAAGUAACUGAAACUACAACUUCACAAACUACAACUAUACCAGAGACACCAGAGACAACAGUCACCAUAAUAACCUCCAAAGUACCUGGAACAACUAUACCAAAGACAAUGGUGACCACAACACCAAUGACAGAAACACCAGGUACAACUAAAGGAACUGAAUCUACGCCUCUAGUACUUACACUUCCACCUGUAAGCACCAAGUCACCAUAUACAUCAGGUCAGCAGUCUGUGGUGACAACUCUUCCAGUCACAUCAACACAAUACACAACUGUAGGGUUUUGCAGGGACCCCUUGAGAAACCAAAGCUGGCCCAGUGGUGCUGAGUGGAAAGAGGAUUGCUUCUAUAAGACCUGCAGAAAUGGCACUAUUGAGAUGAGACCUGUCACAUGUCCAGCUCUGGUCCCGCCAGUGUGCCGUGAAGACUUGAUGCAGGUGGUGAAAAAUGAGGAGGGCUGCUGUGAAAUUUGGCAGUGCGACUGUCAGUGUGAGCUCUAUGGAGACCCGCACUACAUUUCCUUCUCAGGAACUACAUUUGACUUUCUGGAAAACUGCACUUAUACAUUGAUGAAGGAGAAGAUUCCUCGGCACCACCUUAGCAUUGCAGUGGAUAAUUACUACAGCACGUCUUUGCUGUUCGGCUCAUCAGUCAAGGGUGUCGUUCUGAAGUACCAGAAUGACACAGUCACGCUCCAGUUUAAUACUGAUAAUUACACAGUGGAGGCUACUAUGAAUGGCAUACUGGUCCAGCCACCCUACAAAGAGAAUGGCAUCAGGUUUGAGAGCACAAAUUUUAAGGUCUUCGUUUACAUUGAUAAAAUCCGCUCUCACAUCUCUUUCGAUCCAGACAACACAUUGCAGAUCACUCUUGCAAUGGAACACUUUCGAGAUAACACUGUUGGACAGUGUGGGGUAUGUGGAGGGCCCUCAUGUGUACGUAGGAAUGGUCGAGCUGAGAGUGAUGACUGUUGUAACAUGACUGCCUAUGACUGGGUAGAAAAAGACCCUCUGAAGCCCCACUGUGAUUAUGUCCCCAAGGAUUUACCCUGUGUCCCGGUCACCCCACCUCCGCCACCUCCGCCCUGUGUGGCCCCUCUCUGUGACCUCCUCAGACAUGAAGUGUUUCAUGAGUGUACUCGGAGUCUUGAUGUGGAGACUCUGGUGACAAACUGCAGGUUUGAUUACUGCAUGGUUAACCGGAAUAUGAGCAUCUGUUCCCCACUGCAACACCUGAGUGAGCGCUGCAAAAGAUUGGGCUUCUGUGUGCACUGGAGAAACCUCACCAUGGGGGCCUGUGAUGUCACAUGUCCUGGUGGGAUGAUUUUUGAUGAGUGUCGCAGCACUCCAGAUGAUGUCUGUCAAAGCGGACUGCGUGUUCAAGGGAAAUUUGGCACAGAUAGUAUGAGAUCUGGCUGCUUCUGUCCAGGCAACACAUGGCUUGCAGACGAACAUAAGACCUUCUGUGUAUCUGAAUGCACCAAAUGCAAAGGCCCACUAGGAGAGCCCAUGCUGGCUGGAGCAGUGUGGGAGUCAAAUUGUCACAUAUGCACAUGUAACAACCAGACUCUGACGGAGGAGUGCAUACCAAUGCCUCCUGCUCCAGACCCAAUCUGUGGUGCAGACUCCAUGCUUGUCUCAGGCUGCUGUGGCAACCAGAUAUGUGUUGAGAAGACGUGUGAGUACAAUGGACAGAAAUACAAGGUUGGGGACACAUGGACAGACCAUUCACGGCCCUGUGUGUCGUUUAGCUGCACAUCUGCAGGCACUGAGAUAGAGAGGCGUGUGUGUCCUGAGCAGAGCUGUUCUGAAGAACUCCGUGUGUGGGACGAGCAUCAUUGCUGCUACUCAUGCAAUGUCACCUGUGCAGUCAGAAUAACCAAGAUGACCAUUAAAGUUGACGACUGCAGUCAGGAAGUGGAAUUACCCAACUGUGAAGGCUACUGCCCAUCAAAGUCUCUGAUGGUGCGGUCUGGAAAGAUUCUGCAGCUGGAGCAAGAGCGCCGCUGCUGCCGAGAGAAGAACUAUGAGAUCAGACGACUUUCUUUGAGCUGCAAAGGAGCCACACCCAACCAUUACACCUACAACCACAUCACCAGCUGUGAUUGCCUGCCUGAUGCCUGAAAUCCCAUCAACUUUAGAUUAUCAUUACAAUGAAGGAAAAUAGGAUUCAGAAAUGUUGCAUGAUUUGAUUUGUGUGAUUUGAUUAUAUUAUCAGUGAUUUAGCUUUAAUUGUGAAUUGUAACUUUUUGAGCUCAUCUUUUUGCCUUUUUUAAAAAUUCUGGUGUUUUCUACAUUCCGCUGCCAUAUACUGAGCCAAACUGCCAUGAGGACCAUCUGUGUAAGGCUUGCCUUUUUUGCUGGUGUUUAAAUUGUGAUAUUAAGUAUGUGUCAUUCUAUCAAAACCACAGUGAAGAAAGACAAACAUAGUAUAAUAGUAGUACAUAGUAGUUUUAGAGCACAGGUUUCAGUGUUUUUAGUGCACAGUUGACCUGUCUUUUUUGGUGUUUUGUGCUCUUUUUUUUUGUUUGUUUGUUUCUAAAGCACUUUGAUAGUAAAUGAUUGAUUGAAAUGCUGUAAUGAUGGAUUCAAAUGAUGUAAUCAUAUAAUA
This is a messenger RNA of Pygocentrus nattereri (red-bellied piranha), 8156 nucleotides long. RefSeq names its product mucin-2-like. Lineage: Eukaryota; Metazoa; Chordata; Actinopteri; Characiformes; Serrasalmidae. Gene Ontology annotation, molecular function: protein binding. Bases 218 to 7669 code for a protein of 2483 amino acids. Gene Ontology annotation, cellular component: extracellular matrix. The record is from RefSeq and is a predicted model, not a curated record. The transcript is spliced from 45 exons.